Molecule: messenger RNA, 1270 nt
Organism: Schistosoma margrebowiei
Lineage: Eukaryota; Metazoa; Platyhelminthes; Trematoda; Strigeidida; Schistosomatidae
Source: the annotation of a GenBank genome assembly
GGAAAAGCGCUUCAUACAAUGUGCGACCUUGAGGCAACUUGGCACAUUAGUAGGUUCUCUAUAAGACAGGCUCCUUGGAAGUGCUCAUAUAAAGUUUGUCAGAUUUGUAUGUCAUGUCAUCAUGCAUCGGAAUGGGAAUGAAUUGCUUAUAAACUUCAAGUUAUUACUAAUUGGAGAUAGUGGAGUUGGGAAAUCAAGCUUGUUAAUGCGUUAUACUAAUGAUUGUUUUGAAAGUCAGCUAUCUGCAACUAUCGGCGUUGAUUUCAAAGUCAAACUUGCUACGGUCCCUGAUGGAACAAAGAUUAAGCUCUCUAUAUGGGAUACUGCUGGUCAGGAGCGGUUUCGUACUUUGACACCCAACGUGUAUCGUGGUUCACACGCUGCUGUUUUUGUGUUUGACGUAUCGAAUCGUGAGAGCUUUGAUCAUCUGAGCAGUUGGAUGGAAGAGUUGAAAACUUAUUCAGACAAUCCAAACAUGAUUAAACUUCUUGUUGGAAAUAAAAUUGAUAAUAUCUCCCGAGAGAUUUCUCGUGAAGAGGGUCUUCGUUUUGCCCGUUUAUACAGUAUGCCGUACGCUGAAACAAGUGCGAAAACCAGUGAAGGUGUUAAUCAGCUAUUUUCUGAUGUUGUUACUAGAAUUUAUAAUCAUUCUGAAUUGUGGAAUCAAGGAAAAAAGCGUGCAAUUAAUAAUUCUUCAAGUCGUGCUCACUUAACUGAACUUGAAGAUAAACAGACCCGUAGUGGCUGUUGUUCAUAAUGUCCGUAGAUGUUUUGGUAUACAUUCCUUACACUUUGCGAAUUCAUGACUUCACUUCAUUAUUGAAAUCUCUUAUUUUAUCCAACUAAAUACUAUAUAUGGUAUACUAUAACGGUUUACUGUUAUUUUUUUUUAAUGUUUUCUGAUAGCAGUUUAUUACAAACUCUUUCUUUAAGUUUAUAGAGUAUCAUUCAGUAUAAGGCUGUGAUGUUAUUUGUUAGCCAAAAUUUUAUGAUGCUUUCAUAGUUUUGCGCUGCUUUCCUUCAUCUAUUUUGACUAGAUGAAUAUCUAAAAAAAUAGGUUGCUUUAUGUCCUUUUUUUCGUUGGCUGUUUCAUUGUUUCUUUUUCAAAAAAAGAUCAAAACAACUGAGACUAUUUUCUCUAUCCAUUUAGACAGUUAUUUUCUUUUCAAGAUUUUUCUUGUUUACUUUAUUGUAUCUUCAAAAAAUUUCAAUAUUUCCGUUACUUGCUUUGAAAUAGAUCACACUGUUUUAUAGAAUUUUUUUGGUCAAA